Molecule: messenger RNA, 2671 nt
Organism: Neurospora tetrasperma FGSC 2508
Lineage: Eukaryota; Fungi; Ascomycota; Sordariomycetes; Sordariales; Sordariaceae
Exons: 2
Coding region: 110-2554 (814 amino acids)
Biological process (GO): positive regulation of translation; nuclear-transcribed mRNA catabolic process, nonsense-mediated decay
Cellular component (GO): cytoplasm; nucleolus
Molecular function (GO): mRNA binding
Source: RefSeq, a predicted model, not a curated record
AUAUCGUGAGCGAAGCAUGAGGCUGUAAUUUCUGCACUAGCUCGAAACUCCGCCCAGAAACUACACAUAACCCGACUAUUCCAAGCCACAACAGCGUCAAAAUCUCACCAUGAUGGCGGCGCCCCAGCUGCUUCUGCGCAAACCUAAUGGCACCGCUGCCGGCCAGACCACCAAUGAUGCCCAGAACGCACCCAAGACCAAGCCUCAGUCCGAGGGCGAAAAGGUUGUUGUGCGUCGGCUUCCUCCCCUGCUAACCGAAGAAGAGUUCUUCAAAAUCCUCGGCGACGAAUGGAAAGUGGGCCACGGGAAGGUUGACUGGUUUUCAUACUGGCCAGGCAAGAGCUCCCAGCAGAAAGACGACCUUUUAGUGCUCUCACAAGCCGUACAGAAUGGCGUUUGGGAGGACGCCAAGGAAUCAUACAACGACCCGGUCCUGAACCUGCCGCCGACGGUCGAGCUGUCGAUUCACAAGAAGAUCCCGAGCGACAAGAAACGGUUGGAUAACCGCCAAGGCACUAUCGACCAGGAGCCUGAGUUCAUGGCCUUCCUUGAGAGCCUUGCCAAUCCCGAUGCCCACAAGACUACAGAUACUGCCGGUGAACCGAAUGCUGAGGAAACAUCAGCCAAGCCCGAAAAGGUCACCACCACGCCACUCGUCGAAUAUCUUAAGGAGAAGAAAGCACAGAGAGCCAAGGAGGCGGCACUUGCCAGGAGCGCCAAGCAACAUGCUCGACAGGAAUCGCAGGGAGGAAAGACCAAGACUGCCACCGCGACUAUUACUCUGGAGGAGUUGAAAAAGCGGGCUAGAGAAGCCAAGGGCGAGAAGACGGAUAAGGCUUCAGAGAAACCGAGGGACAAUGUCAAGAUUUUGACAAGAAGGGGCGCAUCAAGUGCUGCAGCGGAAGCCGCCAAAGCUGCCAAUACGGUUGCCAGCCAGAUCCAGGACAACGCCCGGUCCAGCUCAAAGGCUGACUCCCAGACCAAGGCCGCCCAGAGCUCGUCACAAUCCGCCACUCAGUCGACUCCUUCAGCCGACGCAACAUCAGAGCUACCCAAGAGUCGACGCGCAGGCAUCGCCGCAGCAGCACGCAUCUUACAACGUGACCUUGGCCUCAGCCCGGGCAACGCUCACAGAAAGGCACGCCAGGAGGCAGCAAAGGCUGAGGCUGACGCAAAGGCCAGCGCUGCUGCUACUGCCAGUGCCAAUGUCAGUGCUGCCAAAGAAACUGCAUCCAGGGAGAAGAAGGAGAAGGAGACAACUCCUGCGCCGGCCAGCUCUGUACGUUCUUCGACGCCCGCCAAUGCUGCCGACUCUUCGGCUGUUGCAUCGCCUUCGGCGUCUGCUAGAGGACGAGAGUCAGCCUCCGGAAGAACGCGCGGAAGGAGAGGCCGAGGUGGGACUACAGAGGAAGGAUCAAAGUCAAAGGGAACAGAUGGCGGCAAGGAGACCAAACCUGGCGAGGUCGCGACACCACAACCGCCGAUCAAGCCAACAAUGAUCCUCAAGAAGAGGGAUCCCACACAGGCGACUCCAUCUGCACUCUCGACGCCUUCGACACCUGUAAAUGCCCAACCGCCGGCCUUAUCAGCCUCGCAAAAACCUAGUUCCCCCAAGCAGCCUUCCACUGGGGGCAGGCAAAGGGGUGGUGGCCGUGGAGGCGAAGCUAAAGAGAACGUCCAGCCCGGUAGCAACGCAGCCAACACCCCAUCCACUCCGGCCCCCACAGGUCCAACCCAAGCCUUCAUCAAGCACGCUCACCAAACACAGGGUGUCACCGAGUCAACACUACGCGAGGCUCUCCAAGCCUUUGGCGCCAUCAACUCAAUCGAUCUGCGAAAGAAGGGCUUGGCCUACGUUGACUUUGCGGACCCCGAGGCGCUGAAGAAGGCUAUAGCCGCGAGUCCCGUAAUGAUUGCGCGGGCGAGCGUCACGAUUCUAGAGCGCAAAUCGGAUACCGAUAAGAAGGAAGACGGCGGCAAGGAUAAGGACAAGGAGACUGCUGCUCCCGGACCUGCGGCGGCGAGUGCACUAGCGGAGAAGGAAAAGACGGUGCCAGAGAAGGAAAAGGAAAGUGAGAAAGAGAAAGCGCCAGAGAAGGGGAGGGAGCGAGAAAAGCGCGAUGAUGAACGAAGAAGGGGAAGAGGUAGGGGCAGAGGACGCGAUGGCGGCGGUGGCGGCGGCGAUAAAGACAAGGAGAAAGAGAAAGAAAAGGGCGAGAAGGGUGUUGAUUCGAGGGGAGGAGCAAAGGGCGAUGCCCCUGUUGGUGCAAAGGAAGCUAUUCCUCAGGAGGGAAAUGGUUCCGAUCGUCCUGUCAGCACUCCCAAGGCCGAGAGAGGCAACGCUGCUUCUGCUUCGGCUCGACCGACCUCAGCCCAGGACAAGGACGAGAAAGACAAAGAGAAUGACAAGGGUGAGAAGGGCGAAGGCGAGAAGAAGGGUGAGAAUCGCAGUCGCAGAAGACGCGGCGGGAGAGGAAGAGGUGGUGGUGAUAAGGAUAAGGAGAAGGAUAAAGAUGGCGGUGGUGGGUCCGCUCAGGCCGCCCCGGCUUCGUGAGAUUGGGAACGCAAAAGACGUUCAGAGCACGGCCAUGCGAUAAAAUAUGAUGAGGAAGGAAAAAGAAUAUGACUAGUUGAGAGAUGAGCAAAGUCUAAUGAAUGAUGGUAUUUGAUC